Molecule: messenger RNA, 1113 nt
Organism: Phaeoacremonium minimum UCRPA7
Lineage: Eukaryota; Fungi; Ascomycota; Sordariomycetes; Togniniales; Togniniaceae
Product: putative proteasome subunit alpha type 6 protein
Exons: 2
Coding region: 1-1113 (370 amino acids)
Source: RefSeq, a predicted model, not a curated record
AUGGCAUGCCUCAACAAAAGGAAACAAAUCCCCUCGGCCUCCUACCCUACCCCCGACCGAGGUGCCAGCAAGAGACUCCGCAAGGACGAACCCCAGGUGACAUCGUCGCCGUCAUUGAGGAAGCAGAAGUCGGUCACCUUCACCGACGACACCAAACCGUCUGAGGAGCCUGCGAAGGCCAGUACAAACGUCGCAAGCGCCGAGAAGAAGAAAAAGAAGAAGGCGAAAAGGCCAAAGACAGGCAACGCCCGUACUACCCCUGUGGAAGGAUUCAGUCUUGAGCCAGCAUUGGCGUAUCUAAGACAGUGGAGGACUUCCCGAGAGACGUGGAAGUUCAACAAGAACCACCAGACCUUGCUAAUCAAAUACGCCUUCGACCCCAGUUCAGUCCCCUCGGCCGACAUCAGGUCGUUCUACGCAUACAUCCGUGACCUCAAAGGCUUCGUGAGGACGAGAUUGCGCGAAACGGCCGAGGAGAUCAAGAAAAAGGACAUGGAGGAAGGGCCGGGGGGGUUUCCAGGCAGUGCGGAGGACAAGGCGGGCAAGCAACAGCAAUACGACGAGAUCCUCGGCAGACUAUUGCAACAGCAGAGAGACAAUGGCAGUUCGGCGAGCUUUGACGAGGUCGACUUUGUUAUGCGCACGGCAGACGACGACGUGAAGCGUAGAGUGUUGAAGCGCAUGCGCGCAGAAAUGGUGGUCGACGAGCUGUCAGACGCUGGAGAGAGCUCAACAUCAACAGGUGCAAGCACGACUGCCACUGAGUCGUCCAGUCAGGAGACCGGCGACAACGCCACUGAGAAGAGAGUUAAGCUGAACGACGGAUCACAGCGAAGCAUCCGUCGGAAGCGAAAGCUGCGGACUGCUGAUGAUGACAGCAGCUCAUCAGACUCUGAUUCGGAAUCUGACUCUGAUGAGAGCAGUAGCAGCAGUAGCAGUUCUUCUGGGGACUCGGAUGAUGAGAUGGAUAUGGCGCCCGUUCAGGGCGAAGUCGAAACAUCCUCUAGUAGCUCCUCAUCGUCUUCCUCGGGGUCUGAUGCCGAAUCUGGGUCAGAGGUCGACACCGACGAGGAGGAUUCCGACGCUGAAGAAAGUGAAAGCGAAAGCGACUGA